AUGAAGUUCUCUAUUAUUUUAUCCAUCUUGGCCUCCACUUCCAUGGGCUCUGUCUUGCAUCAUCGUCAUGUCAAACGUAAUGAUAUCGUCAAUGGUGCAGUUGUCCAAGUCGUUUACGACGAGGAGGUCACCUAUUACAUCAAGAAGGGACCUCAAACCACUGCCACUGAAGCCGUCGGUACCCACUCUUCUUUCUUCACCACUACUUAUGGUAGUGCUUCUUCGUUCACCACUUCUACUUCUACCACCACUGAUGCUACCUCAAUUCUUGAACCUUCUAGCACUGUGGAAUUGUCUUCUAGUACUUUUACUUCCUCUUCUGAUGCCACUUCUUCUUCUUCUUCUACUAUUUCCUCUUCUGCUACUAUUUCCUCUUCUGAUGCCACCUCUUCUUCUUCUUCUUCUUCUUCUGAUGCCACCACUUUUUCUACUGCUACUUCUGUUUCUUCCUCCUUCUCCACUGAGAUCACAUCUGCCUCUACCGUUGAGCCAACCAGCUUCUCUUCUAGCUAUGUUUCAACUUCUUCAUCUGCAGAAACCACUACCACCACCAGCGCUUCCUCUUCUUCCUCUUCCUCUUCUUCCUCUACUGUUUCAACUACAUCUACUGAAUCCACCACCAGCUCAUCUUCGUCUGCCACCAGCUCCGUCACCGUCGAUACCACUUCCAACGAUUACGGGUCAUCUUUCAACAAGGACAUUCUUUAUGAACACAACGCCAAGCGUGCCUUGCAUGGUGUCCCUGAUCUCACUUGGAACGACACCCUCGCCACUUAUGCCCAAAACUAUGCUGAUGAAUACACCUGUCCAUCCGAUGGUUCUUUAGUCCAUAGUGGUGGUCCAUACGGUGAGAACUUGGCUUCCGGUUACGCUUCUUCCUUUGCGGUGGUUGAUGCCUGGUACGCGGAAAUCAAGGACUAUGAUUUCGCUACCGCUGGUACCGAUGGUUUCAGUGAAUCCACUGGUCAUUUCUCCCAAGUUGUUUGGAAAGAUACCACUGAUUUGGGUUGCGGUUACAAGAAGUGCGGCACCUCCUUUGGCUAUUAUGUUAUUUGCUCUUACUACACUGCAGGUAACGUCAUUGGUGAAGAUUGGACCGAAGAAGUUCCUGCUCUUUUAUGA
Messenger RNA from Saccharomycopsis crataegensis, 1122 nucleotides. Its product is annotated as CAP domain-containing protein. The record is from RefSeq and is a predicted model, not a curated record. Lineage: Eukaryota; Fungi; Ascomycota; Saccharomycetes; Ascoideales; Saccharomycopsidaceae. Gene Ontology annotation, cellular component: extracellular region. The transcript has a single exon. Bases 1 to 1122 code for a protein of 373 amino acids.